Saxophila tyrrhenica is the source of this 1662-nucleotide messenger RNA. RefSeq lists its product as uncharacterized. Lineage: Eukaryota; Fungi; Ascomycota; Dothideomycetes; Mycosphaerellales; Extremaceae. Bases 1 to 1662 code for a protein of 553 amino acids. The transcript has 2 exons. The record is from RefSeq and is a predicted model, not a curated record.
AUGGACGCCCUCCCAGCUCAGAGCCGGCCAGCAGAGUCGAAGAGCGCGAAGAAGAAGCGUGCGAAGGCCGAAGGUGGCGCCAACGGCUCCGUCUCCCUGACCGCCGUCCCUAACAUGAACUCCAAGGAAGACUCCAGUGUGGACGCCAAAGCGGACAGCGACGGCAGCUAUGAGCACCCCUACAUCAAAGAGCUCAACAAGCAGAUCCGCAAUACGCACAAGAAGCUCGGAGGCAUGCAGAAGGUCGAUGCCGUCAUGGCCGAGAACCCGAACACCUCCCUCGAUGACCUCGUCGCCCAGCGCAAGAUCAACAACGACCAGAAGGCCUCCGUCCUCAAGAAGCCUCAGCUGCAACAGCAACUCGCCCAGCUCGAAGAGCAGAUCUCCCAGUACCGCAAGUUCGCCGCCGAGUUCCAAGACCAGCUGUCGAAGCAAAAGGAGGAUCUGACGUCACAGCAUGUUAAGGAGGUGGAGAAGCUGAGGGAGGAGCUGAGCAACGAGGGCAAGACUGUUGGGUUGGUUGAGCUCCGUAGCAAGCUGCUCACCCUCUCGCAAUUCCUUCGUCUUGCUGCCGCGAAGCGUGGCGUGCCCGAGGAAGCGGAGACCCAAGAGGGGUACGCAUUCGAGGGUGCCUUGCUGGGCGUGUACGGAGGAGAUGAGAAGGCUGUCGACACUGCGCUGAAGUUGAUCGACGGCGCCGACGAGCAGGUGCCGAACGUUGAUGGCCACCCAACCACUGUCAAGUACUCCGAGAUCAAGCAGUCUGCUGUCGUGCACGCGCCUUACUCUGCCGAAGAGAACUGGGUCGACUCGGUCGCUGAAGCAACUUCCGCUGGCGCGCAACCAGGCGAGACCGACCCUACCAUCGCUCACGCCGGCCUCAACGAGCUCGACACUUCCGCUCAGAGCAACGGUGUUACCCCAGCUGGUGCCGAUGAGCCCCUCACGUCUCCACCGCAAGCAGGCGCGGGUGACGAGGCGGGAAAUGCGGCUGGUGACCGCUGGGACACUGCUGUCGCCGGUGCCGAUGCCAAGGGCUCGAACGACGGCCUCGAGAUGGUCGCUCGUCCGUCCGAUGAAGUUGAUGUGCCCAACCCCUCUGGCCUACCAGCGGACGCUCUGCAGGAGAGUAGCGGCAACGCCUGGGCCGAUGAGCAGCCGGACUACAGCGACCCACCGGCCGGUUUCGUCCCAGGCGCUGGUGGUGCAGGCACUGGUGAAGUUGCAGCUGACGACGUGAAGGCUACGAUGGCCGCCGGAGAGCCGCAAGUCGAUGCUAGCUGGGCAGCUGCUUCGGAGCCAGCUCAGCCGCUCGCUGCUGGUGGUUGGGCCGACGGGGAUGCGGCUGCCGGCGCUGUUCCAGGUCAGGAGGAGGGUGAUGGCUUCCAGUCGGUGCCUGGCCGUCGCGGCGGUCGCGGUGGAAGAGGGCGUGGCGAUGGAGAGUUCAGGGGUCGCGGUCGCGGUCGUGGUGGCUUCAGAGGCGACGGAGAGUUCAGGGGUCGUGGACGUGGCGGUUUCCGCGGUGGCCGAGGCGAAGGGGAGUUCCGUGGCAGAGGCCGUGGAAUGCGCGGCGAUGGGGAGUUUCGAGGACGCGGAGGACGCGGGCGUGAGCCCGCCGGCCCUCGUGGUGGAGCUGAGGGCGCUGCUCUCGGCGCUUCCUAA